CGUUCAGCCGUUGGGCUUUGGCCACUCAGCCAGCGCUCACCAACUCACCGAGUGUCCGAGUCGUUGGCUUGGCUUGGCUUGGCUCCGCCCGUUGGCAUCGUCUACUCGCCGAAAACCUCGCCGAGUCCCUGCCCUCCCUGGGCGGUGGGCGCGGAAACCCUUCGUCUGUUCGCUAAACCUUGGCGGCCGGAUCUCCCACCUUCAGAAUCCAUCUGGUCUCCUCUAUAAAAGCGCUGGGAGGAUCUGCCGACUUUGCCGUCCAUAGGCGGCGUCUCUCCGGUGUCCUGCGUCUGCGCCGCACACAUCCCCCACUCUUCUUCCAGUGAAACAGUUCAGGAUAGCAAGCAAAAAUGUUAAAGUAUCUCACUGAACAGUAAGGCGGAAGGCGCGGCCGUGUGCCCGUGCCCAGCGCGGCGAGGGCUAGCCCAAUGGCCUGCACGUCUCUGGCCAGCAUGGGCGUAGGGGCAACGGUCCGGCGACGGGCAGUUCUUGAGAGAUCGAGUGAUCCUUUCUCUCCUCGUCCUUGGCGGCGCAUAGCAGAUUAGCAGGUGACGAAGAGAUGUAAGGGUAAAUGUGAGUAUAAAAUACGUGGAAAUAAAUUAGAAAAGUGAAAAAAUACGAUAAAUGGUAGUAUAAUCAAUUGGAAGAUGUUUAUUGUCCCGUUUUUACAAAAUAAAUGUUUUGGAUGGUAUUAUUGCGAAACGUCAUAUUUGAAGUCCCAAAAAAUUGUCUCGUUAGGAAAGUCAGUUGGCUUGGAAGUUGAAACCAUAUGGAGGCUUGAUUGUUUUUCCCAAGAUUUUGGAACUAAUGUGUCUGCUACCCAAACACCUGCAAUCGUGCCUGUAUUUCUUUUGUGCUUUCCUACAUGUAAUGCCAUUUUGUGGCCAUCGACGAAGCACAGCUAAUGUUUUUUUUUGCCAAAUGCCAAUUUAAAGGCAAAAACUCUCCUGGAAUUGAUUGUUGAGGCAUCACAGAUUGCAUUUGCCAGUGCAAGCAAAUUUCAGAGAUAAGGAUGGCAGCACAACUACUUUUCUCCAAUGCUUCCAGUUGCCACUGCCCAUUAGGCAUUUCAAGGAUAAACGUUGGGAAGACACUUCUUGGUGAAAGUGCAAGUUUUCAGAGAAAGAAGUCGUUUUCUGGUGGUUCCUAUCGCUUUUCUCGAUUUGAUUGCUCUGCGAACUCCCGCCGAGCUGGGCCAAGGCGCACCAAGGAUACUUUAUAUGACCUUCACCCUGAGAUCUCCUUGCUUUAUGGAGAAGAUAAUGGUGCAGCUACCUUAUCCAGCAAAGAGCAGGGUAUUGACACUACAGCUGAAAGAUUGGUGGACACUUCUCCCUCUUACCGCUAUAAUGAGCCCAGGAUUAAAGUCAUAGGGGUUGGAGGUGGUGGCUCCAAUGCUGUGAACAGGAUGAUUGAAAGCUCCAUGAAGGGUGUGGAAUUCUGGAUUGUGAACACUGAUUUUCAGGCUAUGCGGAUGUCACCCAUUGAACCAGAAAAUAGGUUACAGAUUGGCCAAGAAUUGACACGUGGUCUUGGUGCUGGUGGGAACCCAGAAAUUGGCAUGAAUGCAGCCAAGGAAAGCCAGGAGUUGGUAGAACAGGCAGUUGCUGGUGCCGAUAUGGUUUUUGUGACGGCUGGAAUGGGAGGUGGGACAGGCACUGGUGGAGCACCUAUUAUUGCAGGGAUUGCAAAGUCCAUGGGUAUAUUGACUGUUGGAAUUGUCACAACCCCAUUUUCAUUUGAGGGAAGAAGGCGGGCUCUUCAGGCACAAGAAGGAAUUGCAUCGUUGAGAAGCAAUGUUGAUACACUGAUUGUAAUUCCAAAUGACAAGUUACUGACUGCUGUGUCCCCAAAUACUCCUGUGACAGAAGCAUUCAAUUUAGCAGAUGAUAUUCUUCGGCAAGGUGUUCGUGGGAUAUCAGAUAUAAUCACUGUGCCAGGUCUGGUGAAUGUGGACUUUGCUGAUGUUCGAUCAGUUAUGUCAGAUGCUGGCUCAUCAUUAAUGGGCAUUGGAACAGCAACAGGCAAGACACGAGCAAGAGAUGCCGCACUCAAUGCCAUACAGUCUCCUCUACUUGAUAUUGGUAUUGAAAGAGCAACUGGAAUUGUAUGGAAUAUCACUGGAGGGAAUGAUCUAACCUUGACAGAGGUGAAUGCUGCAGCUGAAGUAAUCUAUGAUCUUGUUGACCCUGGUGCAAAUCUGAUUUUUGGCUCUGUUAUAGAUCCGUCAUACACUGGUCAAGUGAGCAUAACUCUAAUUGCAACUGGUUUCAAACGCCAGGAGGAAAGUGAGAGCCGGUCUUCACAGGCUGGAGAAGACAGCAACCGCGGUCGCUCGGGCUGGUUUUCUCCCACUUCCCAGGAGGAAGGUCAUGCAUUGCAGAUCCCGGAGUUCCUACAGAGGAAAGGGCGUCCAGGGUUUCCACGAGUCUGAACACACUUUGGUUCAAUGUUUUUCUUGUCAUAGUUUGGUACGAUGUAGGUUUGGUUUCUGGGUCUCUUAGUUAGCAAGGUAGAGCAGAUGUUCCUGAACCGCAUACUAAUCUGUGUGCAAACUUCGUCGCCUGAGUACAUUGGCUGGGCUGCUUUGCUUCUCAGGAACCUGCAGUAGGUCUCAAUUUGCUAGUUAUUAUGAUUAAAAGACAUCGCUGAGACCAAAUUAUAACGUUCCGUGUGAAGAAUUACUGGCUCACUGCCAAUUUCCUUUCCUUUGCGGCA
Zea mays is the source of this 2718-nucleotide messenger RNA. Its product is annotated as cell division protein FtsZ homolog 2-1, chloroplastic. Gene Ontology annotation, cellular component: cytoplasm; chloroplast. The record is from RefSeq and is a predicted model, not a curated record. Gene Ontology annotation, biological process: chloroplast fission. The transcript is spliced from 8 exons. Gene Ontology annotation, molecular function: GTPase activity; GTP binding. Bases 1013 to 2434 code for a protein of 473 amino acids. Lineage: Eukaryota; Viridiplantae; Streptophyta; Magnoliopsida; Poales; Poaceae.